Molecule: messenger RNA, 798 nt
Organism: Arabidopsis lyrata subsp. lyrata
Lineage: Eukaryota; Viridiplantae; Streptophyta; Magnoliopsida; Brassicales; Brassicaceae
Product: peptidyl-prolyl cis-trans isomerase CYP19-1
Exons: 1
Coding region: 133-588 (151 amino acids)
Biological process (GO): protein peptidyl-prolyl isomerization
Cellular component (GO): cytosol; plasma membrane
Molecular function (GO): peptidyl-prolyl cis-trans isomerase activity
Source: RefSeq, a predicted model, not a curated record
CUAGUCAGAUUUGAUUUAACCUAGAAGCUUCUAGGUCUCCUACACGUUUACUUUAUUAUAGACGGUCGACUUCUUCCAUCUUUAUCCAUUGAAACUAGUUCUCGCUCUUUAUACGAAUCCUUCCUCGCGAAAAUGGCUAAUCCUAAGGUUUUCUUUGAUAUGACCGUCGACGACAAACUGGCUGGUCGGAUUGUGAUGGAGCUCUUCGCCGACACGACACCAAGGACGGCCGAGAACUUCCGAGCCCUCUGUACCGGCGAGAAAGGCAUCGGGAAGAGUGGUAAGCCACUGUACUACAAGGGAUCACGCAUUCACUUUGUGUCCCGCAAAUUGAUGUUAUGUGGAGGAGACAUCAUUGUCGGGGACGGUCCGGGUGUCCUCUCUAUGGCCAAUGGUGGUCCAGACACCAACGAUUCUAGGUUCAUGAUCUGUAUGCAGAAGUGUUUUCCACUCGACGACGUGCACGUCGUGUUCGGCCAAGUUGUUGAAGGAAUAGAUGUGGUAGAGAGCAUUAUGGAAGAUGUAGUAACUUAUAACGGGAAGCCUUCCAAGACCGUGGUGAUCGCCGACUGUGGUCAAAUUUCAUAGAUUUGAGAGUUUUUUUAUCCUAUCACUACAAUGGUAGCAUGCUUGGUGUGUUUUUGUUCGUUGUUUGGAUUUGAGUUUGCUAAAAAAAAUAAAAAAACACACCUCCAAAUCUUGACCAGUACCGGCAACGGACUGAACUUGAUUUGCCAGUUGCCACAUUAUAAAUGUAUGGCUAAAGAGACUACGAAUACAUAUCAAACUUUCACGACA